AUACGUUCAUAUUGUAAUAUUUUGUGGCUGUGACAAAUUUCUUAACCUUAAUAGUCGUUUAUUAAUAUCUCAGUUCACGAAGCAGAGCAGCAUUUUUUCUUGUCAAAUCUUAAUUUUUCACUAAAACACAUCGAUUGUGUAUAUUUUUAUCAAGAUUUGAAGUGAACAGCGUAUUCUUAAUAUUUAUUUUCGAACGCUUGUUCGGCUGAACAAUAAGUUCGACCUUACAUACAGAGUGUAAGGAACAGAAGUAUUCGCGGAGAAACAAGCACCGUAAUGCCGGUGAAAGGAACAUUCGAUGAUUUCGCACAGAGUUUCGUGAGGAAGUAGGUGGGAACCAGGAGAAGAAAAAUUGUGAUAUCAAUUUGUGACCUUAAACAAUGAGAACUGAAAAGAGAAAAUCUAGGAAUUUGCCAAGAAUGCCUCUAAAACAUACUUCGAAAGACACGGAGAUCCUGUGGUCUGACAUAGCCGGUCGCAUUUUAGUAAAUGCAAUCUCCUAUCCUAUUGAAUAUGCUAAGGUUUUGAUCCAGAUCGGAUACGAGCCUAUUCCACCUAAACCAACUGUAACAUUGUUUGGGAAGCCUGCAUUGAAACUACCUAAUGCUUUUACAUAUAUUAAACACAUAAAGAGCUUGGAUGGCUUUAUAGGCUGCUAUAGAGGAUUAGUACCCAAGAUAUGUUCCUAUACAGUCAGUACAAUAGCAUGCGACAAGACUUUAGAAUAUCUACAGUCGAACUCAGUGGAACAGAACGAGGAUGAAGACGAUGAGGAUGAGACAGUGAGACGUAAAAGAUGCAUGAAUGAGAUCAUUAGGGAUGUGAUCAGUAGAACAGUCGCGAUCAUAGUUAGUCAUCCUUUGGAAGUCAUUUCAUUAAGGAUGAUGGCGCAAUUUGUGGGUAGAGAGACAAAAUAUAGUAGUCUAUUUGGUUCGUUCCUGGAGAUUUACAAGGAGAAUGGGAUCCUAGGUUAUUACGCAGGAUUGAUACCACGUGUAAUAGGAAGCGCUGCAGUUAUAGUUUUAACUGGUAUCUCUACAUACGCUAUAAACAAUUACGUUAUACAGGAGCCGGCGAUGAAGCCAUACACUGCAUCAACCAUGAAAUUUGUAGCUACAACCGUUAUGUACCCGUUCUUAGUGGUAUCUCACUGCAUGGCAGUAAAUGACUGCGGAUUGAUAGCUGGUCUUCCACCACACAUGCCGAUCUAUAAGAACUGGCUGCAUUGUUGGACUCAUCUGUCGACUCAUAAUCAGCUGAAGAGAGGCAGCAGUUUGUUAUGGCGUUACUAUACUGGACCACAAAUGCUGCUGAAUGGCAAGCUGAUACCAAUUAUGGGCAAUAACUUUUACCAACCUAGUUCGUAAUGAGCGUCUUAAAUGUAUAGAUACAGCCAUAUAAAAAGGAAAAGGAAGAAGAAAAAGUUUGGUUUCAACGAAUUUAUAUAGGAAGAUCGUACAAGAAUUUGCGUGCACUAAACAUUCUUGUAAGAUCAAAAGUCAUUAUCAAUACAAAAUAAUAGAAAAAAGAAGAUAAAUCCAGUUAGGAUCAAUCGAGAUGAUUGUAGUUGAAAGGUAAUCGUAAUUAAGUGUCAUUACAACAUUUUGUAAUGAGAAAGUCAACAUUCAUUAAAUCCUCAAUGUGCAUUUAUAAUGACUGCGAGAUUAAUAGAUGUUCUUACCACACAACACACACACACACACACACGCGCGCGCGCGCGCGUUAUGAUUUUUAUUCUAAUUUUUAAGAAAAAUAACACAUCUGCUCCUACAUAAUCACCUUGAUCGAUCCUACAUCUCCAGAUCACAUAUGCGAUACAGUACUUGUAAAUAAAAAUAAAUAAAUUGCAACAAACACAUCAAAUAGUUGUGUAAUAAAAAAAAGCGAUGCUGGAAGAAGUAGAUAUAUAUUUUUACUAUAUUGACAAUUAGAUUUUGUUUCGACAAUUAAUUAUUGAUUUACAACGUGGCCUCCUCUCUACUCUUCUUGCCGAUAAUUGGUAAGAUUUCGAUGAAUAUUGCAUUCGUCGUAUUAUAAUUACAUAUGUAUAUACACGCACGCAUGCACAAACGCACAAGGUAACGGUUUAUAUGAUUUUUUAAACAUUUCCAACAGUUAAGAAGAUUCUAAAGCCAUCUGUAUUAUCAACUAAUCGAUUUAAUAUAUAU
Molecule: messenger RNA, 2168 nt
Organism: Trachymyrmex cornetzi
Lineage: Eukaryota; Metazoa; Arthropoda; Insecta; Hymenoptera; Formicidae
Product: mitochondrial carrier homolog 2
Exons: 10
Coding region: 381-1367 (328 amino acids)
Source: RefSeq, a predicted model, not a curated record